ACACUUCAACCAUGUCGAGCAAAGCUUCGAGUAAAGAGAAGAAGUCUGGCUUCAGCAAGAAGCUCUUCCGCCGGGGCUCGGUGCGCUCUGUAGGGAGUUUUAUGAGCAGAGUCCUGAAGACUCUUUCCACACUCUCUCAUUUCGGCUCGGAGUUACACGCCGCGGAGGGCGACAAGGACGACGGAGGAUUCACAGCCUUCAAGAACGAAGGCAAAGGAUCCGUCGCCUCGGAUGAAAGCUACUGUGGUGGGUUUCUCCCCAGGGACAAAGUUCCCGGAGUGGCUGGUUUGAAAAACCACGGCAACACAUGUUUCAUGAACGCUAUUCUGCAGUGCUUAAGCAACACGGAACUCUUCGCGGAGUACUUGGCGCUGGAGCAGUAUCGAGGAGACGAGACGGACGAUGAGAAACCCAAGACCAACGGUGUCGUGCAGAGCAAGAGCGGCCAGGACAAGGGAGAAGUUACCGAGCAGCUGUCUGGAUUGGUUCGAGCCCUGUGGACGUUUGAAUAUACGCCACAGCACAGCCGUGAGUUCAAGAAUGCUGUGGCAAAGAGUGCCCUGCAGUACCGGGGAAAUGCCCAGCACGAUGCCCAGGAGUUCCUCCUCUGGCUUCUCGACCGUGUCCAUGAAGACCUCAACCAUAUUGUACACCCUAACAGCAGAUCCUCUGUAAAGCCACCCAUUGAGGAAGAUGAUGGCGCGUUAGAGGGACCUUCACCACCUCUUUCAGCUGGCUCAUUUGUUCAAGAGCUCUUUCAAGCUCAGUACAGAUCCUCACUCACCUGUCCACACUGUCAAAAACAGAGCAAUACAUUUGAUCCUUUUCUGUGCAUCUCCCUUCCAAUUCCUUUACCUCACACACGGCCCCUCUAUGUGACAGUUGUAUAUCAAGGCAAGUACUCUCACUGCAUGAGGAUUGGUGUGGCCGUACCACUCAACAGCACUGUGUCCAGACUGAGAGAGGCUGUGUCUCGCGAGACCAAGAUCCCACCAGAUCAGUUUGUCCUGACUGAAAUGUAUUACGAUGGUUUCCACCGCUCCUUUUGUGACGAUGACGAUGAUCUUGAUAUCAUUCAAGAAAGUGACUCAGUCUUUGCUUUUGAAACUCCUGAGACUUUUAGAUUAGAAAACAUUCGCUCUAAACGAGGGAGCCUCCUUGCAAACCUCAAUCAGAACAAUUUGAAAUAUGGAGCGGAGAACAGCCGAACACCAUCUUUCCUGCAGGGUGCGAUGAACCCAGCAUCUCCCAACAAAAAUGCUGGAUCUGAGAAAAUUAUUCUGCUGAUCUGUAACCGAGCCUGCACUGGACAUCAAGGACGGAGGUUCGGUCUUCCCUUUGUAAUAUAUUUGGAGCGCACUGUGACCUGGGAUGUGCUGCAAAAAGAAAUUCUGGAGAAAAUGCGUCACUUACUAAGGCCAGGGGUUUACAUACAGGUGGGACCUUUUAGUCUGCGUGUGGUCGGUGUGGUUGGAAUCACAUAUCUGUUGCCACAGGAAGAGCAACCACUUUGUCACCCCACUGUGGAAAGAGCAUAUAAAUCAUGUGGUCCAGGAGGACCUCCUCAUGUCAAGAUUGUUGUGGAGUGGGACAAAGAGACCAAGGAAUAUCUGUUUGGACACACUGAGGAAGAGUACAUCCCUGAUGCUGAGAGUGUGUAUCUGCACAGAGAGCAGCACCAUCAGCCACAGGCCUGCACCCUCGCUCAGUGCUUCCAGCUCUACACCAAAGAGGAGCAGUUGGCCCCAGACGAUGCCUGGCGCUGUCCCCACUGCAGGCAGCUGCAACAGGGGCGGAUCAAACUCAGCCUUUGGACCCUGCCUGAUGUUCUUAUAUUACACCUUAAGAGGUUUAGACAGGAAGGGGACAGGAGAGUUAAGAUGCAGAACAUGGUGAGAUUUCCUUUAAUUGGCAUGGAUAUGGCACCCCAUGUAGUGAAGAGAAGCCAGAGCAGUUGGAGUCUACCGUCCCACUGGUCACCAUGGAGACGACCAUAUGGACUUGGCCGUAAUCCAGACGACUACCUUUACGACCUUUAUGCUGUGUGUAAUCAUCAUGGCAACAUGCAUGGAGGGCAUUACACAGCUUACUGUAAGAACUCCAUUGAUGGCCAGUGGUAUUGCUUUGAUGACAGUGAAGUUCAGCCUGUAGCUGAUGAGGAUGUCUGCCAGCAGACUGCAUACAUUCUGUUCUAUCAAAGGAGGACAACUAUUCCCUCCUGGUCAGCAAACAGCUCAGUUGCAGGCUCAACCAGCUCUUCUUUAUGUGAACACUGGGUUAACCGGCUCCCGGGCAGCAGGCCGCCUAGCCUGGCCUCUGGAGCCUCCUCCAGACGCACAUCCCUGAUCUCUUUGGCAGAGUCAGUGGAGUUUCCUGCUGAUCGCAGUGAAGAUGAUGGAGGAUUCUCAGCGCGACCCUUCGUUAGGAGUAUUCAACGUCAGAGCUUGUCCUCCAGAUCGUCAGUCACCAGUCCUCUGGCUUUCAGUGAAAAUGGGAUGAAACCAUCCUGGUCCUUGUCGGCUAAACUGCAGAUGACAUCCAACUCACCCUCACGAUUAUCUUUGGACUCUCGCUCUUCCCCUCCUCUUGAGAGGAUAGGAGAAGCUUGUGACGACAAGGUGUCCACAUCUUGCUUUGGCAGCUACAGCAGACAUGAGCGUCAACCCAGUAGUAAGGCCCCACUGGCAAUGAUGGAAGGGAACUGUAGCGAUGAGAUCAAUGGGAAACGGAUCCUAGAUGAGGCCUAUUGUAGAGCUCCUGUACAGGCUGACAGGAAAGGCUCUAAAGGUGAAAUCGUUGACAACAACAACCAGAUUAAUGCUGUGGAUCAGAACAUGCUUGGAAUGCUCUCCAAAGAUCAGAAGCAUAAGAUCUCCGCAUCGGUUCAGAAAGCAGAAGGGUACACUAACAAAAAGAGCUCCGCCAAGACCAAGGGCGACCAGGAGAAACCUUCUAAGAAGCGCCAGAGCACCUCAUCUGUAACUAAGUCUCCAUCCUCCCAAGUGUCUUCCAGCCCUCAAGCGAAGGGCACCAAAAUGACCAAUAUAAAAGAGAAGAGUGAUUCUCCCAAAGGUACCAAGGGUACACCUUCAGGAACUCCCUCAAGAAAGAAAGCGUCUUCGCAGGUGUCUCCAGUUUCUGUAGGCACAAAGGGGAAGCCGUCUCUGAUGCCUACGCCUCAAUCCUCUGCUUCUCCAUCACCUACAGCAAAGAAAAGCUCUGUGGCUGAGAGGAACUCUGUCUCUUGCAAGAAGUUGUUAGUGGAGAGGGGCUCCAGCCAAGACUUGGCACACUCCACCAGUCCCCUGGUAGACAAGUCCAGAGCUAGUGCCACCCCUCGGAUAUCCCAGCCCAAAAGUGCCGAGGGAAGUCGGCCAGAGAGGAGGCCAAUACGAAGCUCCAGCAGUAGUUCCUCAGUCACUAGCUUGCGCUCCCCAAGUGUCUCCUCAAGAGAUGUCCGCCGCAGCAGCAAGUCUGAGGACAAGGGACUGUCAUUUUUCAAGAGCGCGCUUCGGCAGAAAGAGACUCGCUGGUCGGCCGACCUAGGCAAGACCACGAUUCUUGCUAAGAAGGUUGCUGAAAGGACAGCCAAGUCCAGCAGCCAGUAUAAACUCAACAGUGCUGACGAGGUCAUGGGCAACUCAUCCCAGGAGGUCUCUCCAGAGCCAUGCUCCAGGAAGGCCACCACGGAGGAGAAAGAGUCCUUGAAAAUCUCAUCCCCUGUCAAACGCUCUCUCUUGCCAGUAGGCAAGUCAAAGUCUUCCAUUUCCGAGACUAGUCUUAAGUCUCCCAUCAAUGGAAAGAAGCCACUUGAAAUGAUGGCAUCCUCUAGAAAGCUUUCUUCCAGCAUGCAAUCCUCUGCACGGCCAACAUAUAUGCCUCAAUGACAUUUUAAUAGUGGUGUCAUUAUUUUCUGUAAUGCAGCUAUUUUUUGAUGUGCCUAAGAAGAAUAUAAGUCUAAAGUAUAUAGUAUAUACCUGUAUUUUAUUUUUUUCUUAAAGAAAAUAUGUAAAUUAUCAGAAGCGCCUUUCUAUCCUGCCAUGGAACCAAAACGUUGUCUCCGGCAAGGUAUGGUAUGUGAAUCUACUACUGUUCACGAUUCAGAAUAGGAAUGUUUUAAACUAGCACUUUGUACAUAUUCUUUCUCCCUCUAAUUAUGCUUAAAUGCAACGGAUGAUAUGUUAUAUACUUUUUAACUUGUUACUGUUCCUUUCUUAGGACAAGUCACUUAUGAUGAAAUUAGAAUCUUACAAUAUAUUCUUUGGAGCACUGUACCAAUUUGCUCCACUUCUAUACUUGGUGCUAUUUAAAGUCCAGUGUUCCUCUGGCACUGAUAUAGUAUAUGAUUUAGAAGAGUUAAGUCCAAAGUAUACUUCAGUUUUCUGCGUGCCGGUACGUCCUGCACACAGUGUGCAUGAAGCAAAUUUUAUCAUCGGCACUGUCCACGUGCAGCCUAGUUUUUCUAGACGCAGACAGACCGAUUCUUUGCACGUUGCCGUCACAUCAGUCGAACGCAUCUGUAUGGGCUCGUGGUAAAAACAGCACUCUACCAUGCUCGAGAUGGAACGGCACACGGUAAAAAAAGUAUACCCUUGACUUUUACGUUAUGAAAACUUAAAAUUUGAAACUGUAGACUGUGGGGGGUAACCGCAGUGAACAAUCUCAUUGGUACUGCUCAAAAACUGCUCUCCAAACCCAACUAUUUCCUUUUGUACUCGAAAGUAGUUACAAGUGUUCAAGUAGCAUUCCUGCCCAUAGAAAUGUGUGCAACAAUGCCAACUAUAGACCGAUAGCUUAAUUGUUGCUGUAUGAAUGUGAUCUUUCAAAUGGUAAGUUAGUGGAGGACAAUCUUCUAAUCUCGUUCCGUUUAUUCCAGCAAAAUGCUGUGGUAUCUCUUGAUCUAGAUAUUAAUGGAGAUGGUGUAAGCCCUGCAUGAUGUGUUGUAUAUUAUUUUGUCUUCACAAAGAAAUUUUUAAAGCCACAAUGUCAUACUUGAACCAUUUCAUGCCCGCCAAAUCCAUAGCUGAUAUGCAUUUUUUUUUUUUUUUGGCUUGUUUUGAAUUGGGGUUGAAUACUUUGGUGAUGGUUUCUAUCUCUAUAUUUAUCUGCAACCAGUGCAAUAGUUUUCAAAACUUUAUUGGAGUAAAGAUAUAUUGACUUCUCUAUAAUUUUAUUUUAUUUUUUAAUGAUUAAUACUGCACAUAUGCAAUAGUAAUAAAAACAUUUAUUCAAGCUAAAUAAUAAACAAAUGGGGGAUCUAUUUUUAAUAUAAUUUUUUUUUUUUGUGCCAAGAUUAUGUCAUUAGCAGCUGGAUGUAAUACUCGAAUGAAAUUGUUUUGCUAAAAGGUCUUUAUGUUGCUUGUUUGUAUAGCGCCAUAGAAAUCACUAAAAUAUAUAUUUUUCUCAAGUAAGCGAAGAUAAUUUCAUUCUAACAAUCAUUCAGACUAAUUAAAAAUUUGAUUUAUGACAGUAGAAAUGUAAGGAUAAAUAGGUCAUUAGAAUAUUGUUACAUCUGCUUAAUGGUUUCAUUACAAUGGCCACUGUUCCAUCUUGUUGGCCAGUUAUUAAAACAUUAAUCCAAGCUGUGCUGAUGCCACUAUUGAACCAUUCUCAUUUUCAUGCUGCUGAAACGCACCCUUAUCUGUCCACUCACUUGAUCCUAAGACAAAUAGCAAUUAACCUUUUUCAUGUGUAGCAUGCUUUUAUUUGCGACAGGCCCAUAUUGUGUGUGUGCACUGAAAAUGUAUUUCUGGAAAAAAAAAAAACAGUAUUGCAUGAUUACAUUAAUGCAUGCACUUAACUAUGCAAGUGACUGUUGCUAAAGAAAUUGAGUCUGGUUAUCAAUGUCUGCAUAUUUCUUUUAAAUAACAGCUGAGAGCUUGGAUCAUUUCCUUUUUUAUUUCUUUUUUGCACACUUGUGAAAUUUUAAUUUUUUUCUUAAAUAUUGUAAUGUCAGAGUACAAAUUAUUAGCUCAACAGCUUUAAACUUGAUUCAAGUGUUCCAAAAUGUGUAAUUGGAAUUUGAAUUUUCAUGCAAUUUUAAAUUUUUUAUUUUUAUUAUAUUAUGAUUUUUUUUUUUUUAUUAUAUUAUGAUUUUUUUACAUCGUAAUCUGUCUAUGGCUUCCCUGUAUCCAUGUGAUGAAUUUUGUUUUUUAUUUUUAUAGUUCCAAUAUAUUUUGGUUUUUCACAUUUUGCUUUCAAAUUUCACAUGAUGUGGCCUGGUCAGGCUUUUGCAUUUAAUAUGUAGGGAGAUUUAAAUCUCUCCAACAACAUCAGCAUUAAUUCAGUGCACACAGUUCCCUGCAUUGCCUGCAAUGCUGACACACUAAGCAUUAUGUUCACUACGUCUUUCAUGUCAUGCCAUGUCUUAAGUUUAGAAGUUGUUUUGGACCAUUACACAUACACUGAUCAGCCACAAUAUUAAAACCACUUGCCUAAUACCCCUCGUGCCACCAAAACAGUGCCAACCUUAUCUCAGAAUAGCAUUCUGAGAUGCUAUUGUUUUCACCACAAUUGUACAGAGUGGUUAUCUGAGUCAGAUAAGAGAUCAGCAGUUACAGAAAUACUCAAACAAGCCCAUCUGACACCAACAAUCAUCCACUCAUGUGGAACAGUGCAGUGCAUAGAAUAAUGCAGAUACGGGUAAGGAACUUCAGUUAAUGUUCAUAUCAACCAUCAGAAUGAGGAAAAAAUGUGACCUCAGAGAUUUGGAGCAUGGCAUGAUUGUUGGUGCUAGAUGGACUGGUAUGAGUGUUUCUGUAACUGCUGAUCUCCUGGGAUUUUCACACACAACAGUCUCUAGAAUUUACUCAGAAUGGUGCCAAAAACAAAAAAUAUCCAGUGAGCGGGAGUUCUGUGGACAGAAAUUACUUGCUGAUAAGAGAGGUCAACAGAGAAUGGCCAGACUGGUUCGAACUGACAAAGUCUACAGUAACUCAGAAAACCACUCUUUGCAAUUGUGGUGAAAAGAACAACACCUCAGAAUGCUAUUCUGAGAUGCGGGUUGGUGCCGUUUUGGUGGCAUGAGGGGGGACCUACACAAUAUUUGGCAGGUGGUUUUAAUAUUGUGGCUAAUUGGUGUAUGAGCCAUAUGGUAGAUUUGUACUGAGAACUCUGAGAAGUGCUAUUACCCUCUCUACUUAAAUCUUAUGGGAUGUUUUAAAUGGCUCAAGUUCUAAUAUGACAAGGUCUUAUCGAGCGUUUGUAUAGGACAAAUUGUUUUAUCAUUAUAAUAAAACUGUAUCAGUCUUAUGGAAUAUGCAUGCUCUUGGUUUACACACUGGACUUGAAUGAUUGAUUUAUUUCGGCCCAUAGCAAUUUACAUGUAAUGUUCACAAUCUGGUACCCACUUGGCGGGCUGAUAUCUGGGUUGUUAUUUAGAAUCAACAGCCUAGGUUGACCAAAAAAGGAAAAUAAUAUUUGGUAAAAAAACAAACAAACAUGUAAAUGUUCGUUUGCAGGUGACUGUGUCAAAUGCUUUGUUAAUUUAUUUGUAUGUUUUGUUAUGUGUAUGCACUUUUUCAUGUUUUUUUUUUUUUUUUAAUUAUUAUUUAAAGUAUUUCUUUGAAGAAUCAUUUGUAUUCAUAACAUUGUCUCCCCAAUGUAAGUUGGAGGUUGAAUAACAAUUAAAAGAUGGACCUGCAUUAGAGGUUUAA
Molecule: messenger RNA, 7655 nt
Organism: Xyrauchen texanus (razorback sucker)
Lineage: Eukaryota; Metazoa; Chordata; Actinopteri; Cypriniformes; Catostomidae
Product: ubiquitin carboxyl-terminal hydrolase 31-like
Exons: 16
Coding region: 12-3887 (1291 amino acids)
Biological process (GO): protein deubiquitination
Molecular function (GO): cysteine-type deubiquitinase activity
Source: RefSeq, a predicted model, not a curated record